Molecule: messenger RNA, 915 nt
Organism: Nicotiana tabacum (common tobacco)
Lineage: Eukaryota; Viridiplantae; Streptophyta; Magnoliopsida; Solanales; Solanaceae
Source: RefSeq, a predicted model, not a curated record
AUGGUGUUACUGGAAAACCAGCUCCCUUUCUUUGUUCUCGCUAUGCUACAUGACAUGACAAAGAAUCCUACAGAACAAAGCUUCUUGAAUAUGGUGAGAAGGACAUUACUUGAUAUUUUCCCAAAGGUGACAUUUAUACCAACAUCAGAAAUCGAUGAUUUUAAUGCAGAAGACAUCGAUCAUUUACUAGAUGCAGUACACAUGUUUUGUUGCCCAUCACAUGAGAAAACUAGAGAAACCAAGAAUGCUAGCAACAAGGGAAACGAAUGUUUCAAGAUAAGUUUCUGUGGGAACAUUUUACAAUUAACCAUGGCAAAAGAAAUCCCCAAUGUCCUUGAUUUAUGGGAUUGCUAUCAUAUUCCAAGUGCAACAGAGCUUUAUGACGCUGGAGUUAGCUUCUCAAAAAUAGGAACAGUUAACGAAGAUAUUAAGGAUAAAACAACUUUAUUCGAUAUCAAGUUCAAAAAAGGGGUAAUGAAAGUCCCCUGUUUCACAAUCGAGGAUACUAUGAAGACCUUCAUGCGAAAUUUAAUAGCAUAUGAGCAACACUCUUCUGAUGUAUAUUCUUAUUUUUCGAAUUAUGCACAUAUAAUGACUCAACUUAUUGGCUCACAUAGAGAUGUGAAUCUCCUUCGCCAAAAUAAAAUCAUCCUUAAAGACCAAGGGGAUGACAAAGAAGUGGCCAGCAUAUUCAAAAAACUUUCAAGUGGGGUGAAAGUCACUGACUUCUAUUACAUAGAAGAAUGCAGCAAAUUGAUCCAACAUUGUGAAAAGCCAUGGAGUCAAAUGAUGGCAAGUUUGAGGCACAAUUAUUUUCAGAGUCCUUGGGCUGGAGCUUCAACUAUGGCAGCCAUCAUACUUCUCAUACUCACAGUUAUACAGACAGUUCUAGCUUUCACAGGUGAGGUUAAGUAG